UCACACGCAGUCAUGACAGUGCUUUUAUUGAACACAGCCAUACGCUCAGACAUCGAAAGCCAUAGCCAAGCUCCUAGUAAAGCUCUAACAAAAGAAAGUACAGAGAAAGAUUGUUCACAAUGAGUACAGACGACGGUAGCAGUGCCAGAAACACCACACAGAAGUCUUUUAAGCAAAGGAGAAGCUUCGCCAGUCGUAAAGAUGAAGUGGCUAGUAUAAGAUCGAAGUUCCCUCAGAAAGUACCGGUAAUAGUUGAGAAAUACAAUAAGGAAAAGGAUCUGCCUCUAUUGGAUAAGACCAAGUUUCUUGUCCCUGAAGAGUUAACUAUGAGCCAGUUUGUUACAAUUAUUAGAAACCGUAUGGGCCUCUCUCACACCCAAGCUUUCUACCUGCUGGUGAAUAACAAGAGUCUAGCCAGCAUGGCCACCACCAUGAGCCAGAUCUAUGACCAGGAGAGGGACGAGGAUGGAUUCCUGUACAUGGUCUAUGCCUCUCACGAAUUCUUUGGCUAAGGACCUUUAUUUAUUUGAACAGCUAUAAUAUAAACAAUGUCGGUUGAUUUUAUGUCAGUUUCACACAAAGAUGUUAUUUUGCUCACUCUUUGUUACCUUGUCACGUUUGAUAAUUAAAGUGUGCACUUCUUGUGUAGCUGUCAUGACUGUGUGUUUUACUGGUCAUCAUUUCUAUCCAAUAGAUCACCUCAUAAAAACUUGUUUAUAGUAUAAUUAUAGUUGUGAAUCUGUAA
Messenger RNA from Halichondria panicea, 745 nucleotides. RefSeq names its product microtubule-associated proteins 1A/1B light chain 3C-like. Gene Ontology annotation, cellular component: autophagosome membrane; autophagosome; cytosol. The coding region runs from base 120 to 512 and encodes 130 amino acids. NCBI's taxonomy places the organism in Eukaryota, Metazoa, Porifera, Demospongiae, Suberitida, Halichondriidae. The transcript has 4 exons. Gene Ontology annotation, molecular function: ubiquitin protein ligase binding. Gene Ontology annotation, biological process: macroautophagy; autophagy of mitochondrion; autophagosome maturation. The record is from RefSeq and is a predicted model, not a curated record.